UUUCCGCCAAAACACACACCCCCGCGCCCCUCUCCGUCUCUCUCUCCCACUCUCGGACGGACGGAUGGAAGUGGCAACGGAGAACGACGAUGGGCGCGGCAAAGAAAUGGCGGGAUUCUUGAUAAAGCAUAACUUGGGGCAACUCCGAAGCAUAAUACUUUCCUCUGAUUCUCGGCUUCACUAUCCUCUCCAUGUUGAUUUUGCUGAGUUGAUGGAUGAUAAUCCAUCAUUGUCCCACCUCAUUUUCUCACAGCCCACGGAGUAUUUACCCCUUUUCGAUGAAUCUGCUGUCUGGGCUCAGAAAGUCAUAUUUGAGGAUUUCAAGAAAAUGGAAAAUGCUAGUGUGAAAGCCUAUGUACAUGUCCGGAUUAAUGUCUGCGGUUCUCCUCUUGAAUGCCCGGAAACUUUUCCGAGUAUUGGAAGGGUGAGAGUGAAGCACCGUGGGAUCCUUCUCACUCUGAAGGGCACAGUAAUUAGGUCUGGAGCAGUCAAGAUGAUUGAAGGCCAGAAGAUUUAUGAGUGUCGAGUGUGUAAACACAGAUUCAAAGUAUAUCCAGAGGUGGAAACCAGAAACUCCAUCUCCAGACCGACAUUCUGUCCUUCCCAGAGUUGUGAAAGCACACGGUUCCAGAUUGUAGAAGACAAAAAGAUAUGUCAUGAUUAUCAGGAAAUUAAAAUUCAAGAAAGCACACAGCUUUUAGGUGUUGGAGCUAUCCCUCGUUCAAUUCCUGUCAUUCUGAAGGAUGAUCUUGUCGACAUAGUUAAAGCUGGAGAUGAUGUAAUUGUUACUGGAGUUCUGACAGCUAAAUGGUCUUCAGACAUGAAGGAUGUACGCUGUGACCUUGAUCCUGUAUUAGUUGCUAAUUAUGUGAGGAGAAUGAACGAGUUAAAGUCAGAUAUCGAUAUCCCUGAGGACAUCAUUAUGAAAUUUAAACAGUUCUGGUCAGAUUUCAAAGAUACUCCAUUGAAAGGUAGAAAUGCCAUUCUUAGAGGUAUCUGCCCGCAGGUUUUUGGACUCUUUACUGUCAAACUGGCAGUUGCGCUAACUCUUAUUGGAGGUGUUCAACAUGUUGAUGCUUCUGGAACAAAGGUCCGAGGAGAGUCUCAUUUGCUUUUGGUCGGUGAUCCUGGAACUGGAAAGUCUCAGUUCCUGAAGUUUGCUGCUAAAUUAAGCAAUAGAUCAGUAAUUACCACUGGGUUAGGGAGCACUAGUGCUGGACUUACCGUCACUGCAGUCAAGGAUGGAGGGGAGUGGAUGCUGGAAGCUGGAGCCCUGGUACUGGCAGAUGGUGGUCUUUGUUGUAUUGAUGAGUUUGAUAGCAUGAGGGAACAUGAUAGAGCUACAAUUCAUGAAGCUAUGGAGCAACAAACAAUUAGUGUAGCCAAGGCUGGUCUUGUAACAACUCUCAGCACAAGAACAAUUGUUUUUGGUGCAACAAAUCCAAAGGGACAGUAUGACCCAGAUCAACCUCUGUCUGUCAACACCACACUUUCUGGACCCUUACUAAGCAGAUUUGAUAUAGUACUCGUCCUCUUAGAUACAAAAAAUCCACAGUGGGAUGCAGUUGUUUCAACUCACAUUCUCUCUGAGGCAGAAGAGCGCAAAGGUAAUCAUGAUGAUAAUUUAAAUGACAUUUGGUCUCUUACCAUGCUUAGAAGGUAUAUUCAUUUUGUGAAAGGAUACUUCAAACCAGUCCUUACAAAGGAGGCUGAAAAGGUUAUAUCAAGCUAUUAUCAACUCCAAAGAAGAUCAGCCACUCAAAAUGCAGCAAGGACAACGGUUCGCAUGCUGGAAAGUCUGAUACGCCUUGCUCAAGCACACGCAAGGCUGAUGUUCAGAAAUGAGGUCACUCGGUUGGAUGCUAUCACUGCCAUAUUAUGUAUUGAAUCAUCCAUGACUACAUCAGCGAUUGUGGACAGUGUGGGGAAUGCAUUGCACUCCAAUUUCACAGACAACCCUGAUCAAGAAUAUGCCAAGCAAGAAAAGUUGAUCCUUGAGAAGCUGAGCUGCAUCGACGAUUUUCUGGUGAUAAAUAUCACUGAAGGGUGAAGGAAACACAAGCUCAUUGACGUAGUGCUUCCUAGAAUCUGCUGCUGACCGUUGCUCUCACCAACUUGCCAUGCAGGGGUCUUCUCCUGUAUGUUUGCAUGGGAAAGCUAAUAACUUCUCCAUCUGCAACCCCACUCUGAGCAUCUGGCUCACAAAUAGAUUGGUUCUACGAUGUUGAUUAGUUAUUCUCGAGAAAUUUGAAAAAUAUUGAUUAUGCUCUCACACUGAUGUGUUGCCAAUAUUUAUUUGUUCGAUAAUAUGAUUCUCAAAGUACCCAGACUGCAUCCAAGAAAAUGUCUUGUACGUUCUCCCCCCUACGGGUACGUUCAAGGAAAGGAAGAGAUGAGAACUUGAGCUGAUGCAAAAUCUGUGGAUCCAUGCUCACAACUUUGUAUUUUCCAAUUUUCCAUUUA
Molecule: messenger RNA, 2463 nt
Organism: Sesamum indicum (sesame)
Lineage: Eukaryota; Viridiplantae; Streptophyta; Magnoliopsida; Lamiales; Pedaliaceae
Gene: MCM9
Product: minichromosome maintenance 9
Biological process (GO): double-strand break repair via homologous recombination
Cellular component (GO): nucleus; MCM complex
Molecular function (GO): single-stranded DNA binding; single-stranded DNA helicase activity; ATP binding
Source: RefSeq, a predicted model, not a curated record